Maylandia zebra (zebra mbuna) is the source of this 2335-nucleotide messenger RNA. It is a transcript of the gene znf488, whose product is annotated as zinc finger protein 488. Gene Ontology annotation, molecular function: protein binding. The record is from RefSeq and is a predicted model, not a curated record. Lineage: Eukaryota; Metazoa; Chordata; Actinopteri; Cichliformes; Cichlidae. Gene Ontology annotation, cellular component: nucleus. Gene Ontology annotation, biological process: oligodendrocyte development; regulation of DNA-templated transcription.
GUAACUCGUCAGCAAGAAAAGGGAAGGCUUCGUCACCGAGGUCCGCUGCACCUGCUGCAACUUCCUUGGCUCCCAAACGGCUUAAACAUCCUCUUCCAUGUCCGGCGGUUUAACGAUGGAUCAUACUUUCCUGCCUCGGUCCAUCUGGACCGGCGACAGUAAAUUCCUCCAGCAUUCUUCAGAUCUCUACACCAGUGUGGUAGUUGCGCGCAGCAUCCCUGCAGGCACAUGCUUCGGUCCGUGCGUGCUCCAGAACACUUUCUACGACUCUAUCGCUUUCAUAGCGCAGAAAUCCUGUGACAAGAGAGCGAAAUCCUGUGUGUUCAGGGUCGAUCCUGAGGCCAUGCGUAAUUCUGCCCUGAUGCUGUCUUGGUUGCGGCUCGUGCAAGCUGCCCGCAACGGCGAGGAGCAGAACACAGAGGCCUUUUUGAAAGGGGGUCAGCUGUACGUGCGGACUACCCGGGACAUCCGGCAGGAAGAAGAGCUGCUGAUCUGGUACGACCACGAGCUGUCUCAUCUGCUGGGCUUCACCGAAAUAGCAAAAGAGUCAAACGAAGAAUUAAAAUGUGGGCGAUGUAACCAGGUCUUCAAAAACGAGCAUCCCUUCCUGGCUCACUGCAGAUUCUUUUGUGCUCACGUAAAGACUGACACCUGGAGCCGCGAGCUUUAUGAGCACAAGCACGUGGAAAUUAAGAGGCAACGCCGAGUGACAGAUUUCCACAACAUUGCCAGAGAUUUGGAACACAAAAGAACUGGAAACAACGACGACGCGGAGACUUCCCCAAAGAAGAGAAAGUAUGAGGAAACUCUUUAUCCAAAAUGGAGAAAAACGGUUCUAUUAGAGAAGACUAAUAUUUCAAAUGAUGAUAAUAUUACACCACCGACUAAGAGUUACGACCAGCCAGCAGGAGACAGCCCUUCAGGUGAGGGGAAACGGAAAGCUGAGACGUUGAAACUGGAUCUUUUGGAACGUAAAAGUGAGGAGCUUGUUCAAGGUGAUGAAUCCAAGUGGACUUUUACGCACGACAGAGAUCUGGACGCGCGGAUGGAGACAGGAGGGGAGGGCUCUAGCAUGCAUUUAAGCAGCAACAGUGCAUUUUCUCUGGUGAUAUCGAACAGCCAGGGCGAACAGAAAAGCGCAUUUUGUAAACCGAGUAAAAGAAGUUCUCCUGUUGACCCCCAGGCUCACCCCAGCAGAGGUUCAACAGCCCCCUCUAGCCGCCUGGAGGAGAUGACGAAUGCAUUUACCUCUAGGACGUCUGUGGGAUACAAUAAUCUGAUACCAUCCAACAUCCUGAGCAGUGACUUACAGACUGUACCCUCCCCGGUAGCAUUAAACACUGCUUUCCAUUACGCGCCGGAGCACUGGUCUAGAAACAUAGGCGCUCAGCUGCAAACCACAUCGGCCCUCACGAUCCUUCCUCCGACUUUUACCACAUUCGGCGUGUCGGUGCAGAACUGGUGCGCCAAGUGCAACCUGUCCUUCCGCAUGACCUCUGACCUCGUUUUUCACAUGCGCUCUCACCACAAAAAGGAGUUCGCCGCAGAGUCUCAGGUGAGGAGAAGAAGGGAGGAGAAACUUACCUGUCCAAUCUGCCACGAAUACUUCCGAGAGCGGCACCACCUGUCAAGACACAUGACAUCCCAUAACUGAGACAAGAGAAGGGAAAGAAACUCUUUAUUUAUUACCUAAAUGCUUCUCAUAUUUAACAAGCUUCGACUGCAACCCAAGGCAAGACUUUAGUGUAUAUCUUUGAAUGUAGGUAGCUGUAUAAUAACAAAACGGAUACACAUGCCCAUCACAGCUUGUCCACUAGAUGACGAUAGAGGUGCGUGUAAACUGAUCUCAGUGCAGUUUGUCCACUAGUUCAGUAUGUUAAGUUAUUUUGUGCCUUAUGGAACUCAGGAGGGACAGAGAGGUUUCAAGGACAGCUCAUGAUUGUCACAAAUAUCUCAAAGCAAUCCUCUUUAGACCAUUUGCUUUUUCCUCGAUCUAAAUUGUACAGGAGGUAUGGGUUGAGUGUGUAUGCACAUUAGUUUUAAAAUCUAAAAUUAUAUAAAGUGGAAAUAAAAGCUUGUGGUGUAUUUUGUUCCAUCAUCAUAUGGGUUAAAAUCAGAGGGUCAGUUUUUCCAGUUCCAACAGGAGGUGACUGAGACCACCAUUUGCCCUGUAUUGAUCAUUCAGUGUGUUUAAAUAUAUAUUAGACACGUUUAUUGUUUAGUGUAUGCACCCGUAUAACAUUCCUGUGGCAUUUGAGAUCUGUAUCCAGCAUUUUAGUCUGCUAUUUGAACAAAUGAGCUGAAAAAUACCAUAUUAAGCAGCUCAUUUAAAUAG